AAAACAAGAAGGGCCUGAUUUUGUGUCAAUAUAACGAAGCAAAAGGCAAGCAGAAUUUCGAUAUAUCUUCGAGACCCGCAGUGCUACUGCUUUCUCCUAGUCCACCUCAUCCCCGUCACCUUUUCGACUCUUAUUCUCUAUAAGUUUGUGCUUCGAGAUGAAGAACCUCGUUCUGCUUGCAGCGAGCAUCGCUCAAUUGGCUCACGCUUUUGAUGCACAACUGCCUGCCCACACUCCAUCACCCAGCUUCACAGUAUCCUCGAUCAACAAGCAAAGAGCAACAAUCACCGGAAGAGCUAUUAACCCGACCGGUUCUGGUCAGAUCGGCGUGACUCCUGUGACCGAUGAUCUUGGAGAUACUGGAGUGUAUCAUCUGAGUGACCUCGGACCUGAUCAUCCGGUUCUUACCAUCUCUGGUAACGAAUAUCACUAUAUCGAAGGACACACCGACUUCUUGACAGUGGAGACUAAGACAGAAGGCUCAAAGACCAAAACAUCAACAGUGCAAGCUUUGGUCGCAACUGCUACAGCUGAUGGCUCUGACUGGAAGAAUGGAGAUAUAACUAUCACCUUCCCUGAGAGCUUUGCAAACACGCUCAAAGACAAGGCUGGGGAUGCCAUCUCAAAGUGUGGUAUUUCUCGCAGGAACACCAAACGGUCUUUCCGCCGUCGAUCUUCGAUUGCCAGGAGACAGUCUGGCUCCUCGUGUCUCAUUGAUGAGGCCAUUGACUUAUCAGCCGAUGAUGAACUUUUUGAACCAGAGAUUCCAGAGACUGGAGAGUCGUCCAACUUCUGGCAAGAUGAGACAUUCUUCGAGGAUAUAGGUAUUGAGCUAGCACAAGAUGCACCUGCCGAGAUGGUCUCGGCUAUUGCUGCCAUCGAGUCGGAAGCUCAGAAGAAGAAAGCCAUGGUUAUCUAUGCUUCUUUCUUAGCAGCACUCGAGACCUCCGGUGCUAUCGCUAUCGUCAACAUUCCUGCUAAUGGUAUUGGUCAACCGAGUGAAGAGUCUGGCGAUGAUGACGAUACGAAGCAGUGCGAUCCAUCAAAGGCAGCCGAUAUUGACUCAUGGCCUUGCACGCAUGAAAAGUGCAAGGGUGAUGAUGACGACAAAUGCACCGAAGGAGAUGACAAAGGAUGUGCAUGCGUCCCAGUCAUAGAUGGCCCUGAUCACAUCGAGGAAUCUGAUCAGGAGUGGUGGGACGAGAGAGAGCAGAUCCUGAUUGCAAUCGCCGCUCUCACUGUUUCAGACUCAUCCCCUGCGAAAUGCUUUGCCAACAGCGAUGGUCCUGACUUCUACGGCACCGAACAAGCAAGCCCAGCUACUUGGUGCGUCUGCACAGCUACCGACCCAUAUAAGGUUGGCGUGUACUCGACCAUUGCCAGUCAGACAGCUCCCUGCUCUUACAGCGCCCUGCCCACUGAGACAAUCACAAUCGAUCACGGACCCACAAUUACCACCGCUCCCACCGAAUGCAGAACAGAAACCGCCACCGGAAAGAACGGCGGUCCUUACUGUACUUGCAACGACAACAAGCAACACGGCAUGUCUGUCUGGUCAUUCUACGGCACAGCAACAACCGGAUGUCUCGAGCCCACCGAGACUCCCAGCCCUCCUGCAGAGCCAACACCAACUUGCAACGUCGACAAGCCAUACAAGAUGAGCAAGCACAAUCUGGAAGCCUAUGCCGAUCAAUUCUGCGAUGAUCAUGCUGGCGAAGGACUAAGAACCGUGCCAUUGAACCCCUACUCCAAUGCUGUCCAAGACACCGGAAACGACGGCUUGGACGGCGCAAAGCUAACACUCUUCGCCUACGUCGACAAAGAGUGCCUGGACAAGACCGGCAUCAAGAUUGACAAAGACCAAUGCACCAGUGCCAUCAAGAAGAUUGGCGAAGUCUGUGACGAGGGGAGCGAUGACACUAUCGGUGGUGCCGUGUCCAUAGACUGUCAGUGGUAUAACAUUACGGCUGUGCCGGGCUGUAUGGGAAGUACAGAGAGCUUCGAGAAUCCGGGAAGUUGCGAUGUGGGCAAUCUGCCAGGCGGGUACAGUUCAUGGCCUUUGGGAGAUGUCAAAGCACCAUAAGUAAUCUGAGUAUGAUCAUCUCAUCGAUAGAAACUUCUGCUCGAAUUUUGUGGCGCACCUCAGGUUACUUUGAACAU
This is a messenger RNA of Aureobasidium subglaciale EXF-2481, 2160 nucleotides long. RefSeq lists its product as uncharacterized. Bases 158 to 2083 code for a protein of 641 amino acids. The transcript has 3 exons. Lineage: Eukaryota; Fungi; Ascomycota; Dothideomycetes; Dothideales; Saccotheciaceae. The record is from RefSeq and is a predicted model, not a curated record.